GGUGGGGCUCCGCGGGGCCGGGGUCCCCGGCUGCUCCCGCCGCCCCCCGCCCCCACGCGCCAUGCCGUCCCCUGCGCUACUCUGCGCGCUCUGCUGCAGCCUCUUUGCGGCGGCUGCCCGCGCCGGCUACUCGGAGGACCGCUGCAGGUGGAGGGGCAGCGGCCUGACCCAGGAGCCCAGCAGCGUGGGGCAGCUGGCCCUGGCCUGUGCGGAGGGCGCAAUCGAGUGGCUGUACCCGGCAGGGGCGCUGCGCCUGACCCUGGGCGGCUCCGACUGGGGCGCGCGGCCCCGCAUCGCCUGCCUGCGCCCGGCGCAGCCCUUCGCGGGCGCUCAGGUCUUCGCGGAGCGGGCGGGCGGCGUCCUGGAGCUGCUGCUGGCCGAAGGCCCAGGCCUGGCCGGGGGCCGGUGCGUGCGCUGGGGUCCCCGCGAGCGCCAGGCCCUCUUCCUGCAGGCCACCCCACACCCCAACAUCAGCCGCCGCGUGGCCUCCUUCCGCUUCGAACUGCGCGAGGAGCGGCGUCCAGAGCUGCCUCCGCAGGCCCACGGCCUUGGCGCGGAUGGUGCCUGCAGGCCCUGCAGCCAUGCUGAGCUCCUCCUGGCCGCGUGCACCAGUGACUUUGUCAUCCACGGAACCAUCCACGGGGUUGCCCACGACACAGAGCUGCAGGAGUCCAUUAUCACCGUGGUGGCUGCCCGUGUCCUCCGCCAGACGCUGCCGCUGUUCCAGGUGGGGGGCUCUGGGGGCCAGGUGCAGGCCUCAAUUCGCACCCCGUUGCGCUGCGGCAUCCGCCCUGGCCCUGGCACUUUCCUCUUCAUGGGCUGGAGCCGCUUCGGUGAGGCCUGGCUGGGCUGCGCACCCCGCUUCCAGGAGUUCAGCCGUGCCUAUUCAGCGGCCCACGCCGACCACCUCCACCCCUGUGAGGUGGCGCUAGACUGAGGGACCUGGGAGCAGAGCGCUGGGGAGGGGCUGGUAGGAGGGUGGGUGGGGAGGUGUCAAGGUACCAGCAACUUCUGAGGAAAUAGCGAUAACCAAUAAGAACACGGCUAUGUUACCCAGCACGGCUCCAGUGUCCGGUGCCUGUGCCCAGCCCGGGCUGCUUCGUCUCCCUUCAUCCCCCACACCCUGGGCACCGCUCCGACUCCAACUUCACAGAGCUGGGGGCAAUGGUGCCUUGUCCGGGGUGCCUCACCCAGCUAGUGAGUGGGAGAGCAGCCCAUGCCCACGCCCUGGGGAGGGGCUGCUGCUGGGUGGGAGGGUGCAGUGCCCCCCCCCCCCACUAACGGGAGCCUCAGCUCUGCUGCUCCCGCCCCCGUGCCAGCUGCUUCUGCGGCUCAGAGUGGGAGUGGAAAAGGGGCUGUAACUCCAAGGUCUGAGGUGGGUGGGGUCCCUUGGGGGCAGGCAGGUGGACACCACUCCCAGCCUGCGAAGGAAGGGGUUGCAAUCUGGCAGGGCGCCGACUUCCCUCCAUGGUCUGUUUCGAGCCCAGCAGAGUCAUCCUGGCCCCAUCCUGCUCUCGGGGAAGAAUGGGCCUCUCUGUUCCGAGGCCCCUGCGACGUGCCGAGCAUCCCGAUGUGGCGCGGAGCCUGCGGGGUGUGGGGUCUCCCCUGCGGGGUCCUGCUUGUUGCCCAUUUCCGGCAGGCGGGGGCACACAAUGCGGUCUCUAAGGAUGGUUUCCCACCACUGAUUCCAUUGUCGCUGCCCCUGCCUUCCUCCUUAGCCUCAGCCACAUAAAGGGCCAGCGUGGUUCUGGACAAAGCCCAUGGUCCUGAGGCUGAAAGCUGCCGGGGUGGGGGUCCCUGUGGGGCCUCCUGAACCCGGGAUGAGCUGCCUCUGCUCACCCCAGCCCCGCAGCUCCCAGGAAACAGAGCCACAGCUCAAGUGGGGGCAGACGCCUGGGUUGAGCCCUGAAACAGCUGCCCAUCCUCGCCUGCCAGCGUUUGCUGGGAAAGAGGCUGCCGGUGGGGGUGGAGGCCAGGGGCCCUGCCAUCUUUCAGACAGGAACUGAGGCUGGGAGAGGGAUAAGGCUGUGCAGGGCCCAAAUACAGGCCCCUUCCUCCAGAAUCUGCUGACACAGGGCCCCUAGUGUGUGCCACGCCCCGUGUGGACACCCCGCCUCCAGUGGCCGCCCUGGAACUUCCAUGGGGCCAGCUGUCUGAAAGCUGCGCGUGUGGGGGGCCUGCUUACCGUGGGGGCCUAAUGAGAAUUAUGGGUGGGGGAGGACAGCUACCCCAGCUGGCAGGCUCCCCUAGGUUUCCUCCCACCUUCUGGCCCUCCUGAGACUCCUUCUGCUCCCUCUCACCUCCCCAAACCCUCACUGUGGAGCACUCAGGGCUCGGGUGCUAGCCCUCUCCUCCUCUCGGUUGACACUCCACCAUUGGAGAGCUGCACCAGCCUCGUGGCUGAGGACCCCUCAUUUUGAUCUUCAGCCUGGACCUCUCCCUGGACUGCAGACCCCUGCAUCCUGUCUGCCCCCCUCUCCCCACCAGGAGUGUCUUGGCAAAAACCAGAGAAGGAGGAAGAGGAGGCGAGUGCACUCCCGAUCCUCCUGCUGCUGUCUUGGAGGCUACUGCACUGUCCGGGCGGGCCCCAAGGAGGGCUUCCUCUCCAGGGAGGAGCAGCACCCCCACCCGUGGCCUCUGUCCUCCUUCUCUGGUCAGCUCCCCACAGCCUCUCUGGGAACGGGGCCCCUAGCUACACCCAGUGGUUACAGUGGACUGCCUCUCGGACCGCCUGUCCACAAAAAUGCAGGGCAGCUGCUCUGGGGUGGGCCCUAGGCUGGACACUGGCCUAUACCCACCUGCCCUAGGAAGCCCCUGAGCCUCCGGUACACACACCUCCUAAUACACAGAAAGGGCAGAGGUGGGUGUGGCUAGCAGGGCCAAGGUGCUCCAGGACACGCCUCCCAGACUUGGGCCAGGGGCUUCAUGUCUGCCCUGGGGAGAACGGCCAAGGGGAAAUGGUGUGGGCGCAUGCAGGGUGGGCUCCGGGAGCUGGCCUGUGGGGCACCUGCGGGCGUGUGCACUUAUGGGGGUAUGCACCGGACUGCCCGGUGCUCACAGGCUGAGGAGCAGAGUGCGGGGUGUGAAUGUGAGCACUGUGGGUGUGCAGGAGCCCCAUUAGGUGCGUUCACUUGGUCAACAAGGUUUUAUUGAGUGUCUCCGGGUCCCAGGGAUGCUCUAGGCACUGGGAAUGACGCAAGGAACAAGAGACGAGAAUGGGGAGCUGUGUAAGCACUCCCCUAGCCUGGAGCCACUGCACGCCCUUCCUUUCUGGGGAGGGCCUGGUGACAGCCAGAAGGAGCCAGAAUGCUCUGAGCGAUGUCUGAGCC
Messenger RNA from Diceros bicornis minor, 3329 nucleotides. It is a transcript of the gene METRN, whose product is annotated as meteorin, glial cell differentiation regulator. Gene Ontology annotation, molecular function: hormone activity. The record is from RefSeq and is a predicted model, not a curated record. The transcript is spliced from 4 exons. Gene Ontology annotation, biological process: positive regulation of axonogenesis; glial cell differentiation. Lineage: Eukaryota; Metazoa; Chordata; Mammalia; Perissodactyla; Rhinocerotidae. Bases 62 to 937 code for a protein of 291 amino acids.